GCCAACUCCAACUCUCUGGUGCCUCCAUUGCCACAUCUUUUUCCAAUGUUACUGGCUUCAGUGUUCUUGGGGAAAUCCAACCAGAUCAAUUGAAGAACCGACGGGGAUUGAAUUACCAUCGGACUAUGUGGGUGCACUGUACACCCGUAUAGAUUUGGAAAAACCACAUAUACCGAUAAAACGAUGGGAGACAAGAUUUGAACCCUUAACCUCCCACCCUACCAAGAAAUUGGCUCUUCUUGACUCUGCACUAUUUAUGUAGAAUGCCCAAUGCGGACCAGGGUCUAUAACACCAGAUCCAAUCAUACAUAAAUUAUUAGGUGGUGCUGAACUUGUACCACUAAGUUAUCACAGUUUGGGAUGUCAAGUGCACUGGAGACCUUGUGUGGUCAGGCUUUUGGAGCAGAACAAUACCAGAGACUUGGAACCUAUACUUAUGGGGCCAUCAUAUGUCUCUUUAUAGUUUGUAUACCAAUAUCCCUUCUGUGGAUCUUCACUGACAAGCUGUUAAUACUCACUGGCCAAGAUCCUGUAAUUGCAACUGAGGCUGGCAAAUACUUGAUCUGGCUCAUACCUACACUAUUCCCUUAUGUCAUUCUCCAGUCACUUGGUUGCUUUCUCCAGACUCAGAGUUUAGUCUUUCCAAUGCUGCUUAGUACAGUUGCAUCGGUAUCCUUACAACUACCUCUUUGUUGGGUUCUUGUAUUCAAGUUGAAGCUUGGGAAUGCUGGAGCAGCUUUGUCAAUUGGUAUAUCAUAUUGGUUAAACGCCAUCUUGCUUGUGCUGUAUGUGAAGUAUUCUUCUUCCUGUAAAAAAACUCGUGUUCCUUUCUCAAUGGAUGCUUUUCAAACAAUGGGGGGAUUCUUCCGUUUUGCUAUCCCUUCCGCUGUAAUGAUUUGUUUGGAGUGGUGGGCAUUUGAGAUAGUUGUGUUGCUGUCUGGCCUGUCACCAAAUCCUAAGCUAGAGACCUCUGUGCUAUCUAUAUGCUUAACCAUUACUUCACUGCACUACCUCAUACCGUACUCUUUUAGUGUUGCUGCAAGUACACGGAUAUCAAAUGAGCUAGGAGCUGGGAAUCCAGUGGCAGCAAGAAUUGCUCUUUGUACGGUACUAUUAGAAUCUGUAUCAGAAUUUUUUCUGGCAAGCAUAACUUUAUAUGUCUGCCGUUCCAUACUUGGAUAUGCCUUCAGCGACGAGAAAGAAGUUAUUGACUAUGUCAAACGCAUGACUUAUCUUCUAUGCAUUUCCAUCAUCAUGGAUGGCACACAAGCAGUAUUAUCAGGGGUAGCAAGAGGAAGUGGAUGGCAGCACUUAGGAGCUUAUGUAAAUCUUGGGGCAUAUUAUCUGGUUGGAAUUCCGGUGGCUUUAAUCCUGGGAUUUGCACUGCAUUUAAGAGGAAUGGGUCUCUGGAAUGGACUGGUCGCUGGAGCCACGGUGCAAAGUCUUCUCUUGUCCAUCAUCACAGGCCUGACAAACUGGGAAAAUCAGGUAAUUGAAGCUAGACGCAGAAUAUAUGAAGGGGAAGAAGAAAAGGCCACUCCAGUGUGAGACCGUGAGUCAAUUGGAUGGAAAAACUAGCAAUUGCAGGGCACAAAUGAGCUUUUUCAUGUGCUUGAACUGCACUAAAGUACAACUCUUCAAAUGAUAACGUAAUGUCGAGAAAGUUUAAUUGCAUAAUUCAAAGAUAUGCUAUAAUUCAUUAGUGCCUUUCAAUUAACUGCAUUCAUUCUUUGCAGUUAAUGAAAUAUUUGGUAAGUAUUAAUAAGUAAGAUAAAGAUGAUUAAAAGGUUUUGGUCUAGUGGUAAAAGUUAAAUUUACUCCCUUCUAGAAAAAACUAAAAAAAAAAAAAGAUUUGGAUGAUAACAUGAGUUAAUUUAAUAGUGAAAGCGUCGAAACUCGUUUUGGUCAGUCGAAACUCGUUUUCCUCCAUGGCAAUAUUUUUGUUGCACUUUGCCUCCUGUUAUUAAGUCACACCUAGCUUUUACAGAUAAACUCUAUAAAGUUUCAUUUUUACCUUAUCUCCAUUUUCCUCUUUUCUUCUUUUUCCUGCCCAACUUUUUCAUGUCACCCAUUUCUAAUGAUAUUCAUUUGUUUUAGAAAAUCAUGAAUUGAGUUCCCAAAAAAAAAAAAUCUAAUCAUAUUAAGUAAAUUCAAAACCUUGCUAUUGUUAAACAUAUUCUUUCUAAAAUUGUGAAAUCAAUAAAUGGAGGUACGACACAACUUUUGGUAAGAUAUCUCUUUUGCACGUGUCAUGGAAAUUUGAAUAUUUCAAUCGAAAAUUUUGUUGUAAAACUUGGAUGGUAUUCUUUUUUUGCUAAUUAUUUUAUGACUUUUUAAUGUAUGAAAUGAUUUGAUUUUAGAUUAUAAAAUAUAUUUCAAGAGCAUGUGAUUUUCUCAAGUGGUUGGAUUCCAUUUG
Coffea eugenioides is the source of this 2416-nucleotide messenger RNA. Its product is annotated as protein DETOXIFICATION 14-like. NCBI's taxonomy places the organism in Eukaryota, Viridiplantae, Streptophyta, Magnoliopsida, Gentianales, Rubiaceae. The coding region runs from base 361 to 1548 and encodes 395 amino acids. Gene Ontology annotation, cellular component: membrane. Gene Ontology annotation, molecular function: antiporter activity; xenobiotic transmembrane transporter activity. Gene Ontology annotation, biological process: xenobiotic detoxification by transmembrane export across the plasma membrane. The record is from RefSeq and is a predicted model, not a curated record. The transcript is spliced from 8 exons.